Molecule: messenger RNA, 572 nt
Organism: Thermothelomyces thermophilus ATCC 42464
Lineage: Eukaryota; Fungi; Ascomycota; Sordariomycetes; Sordariales; Chaetomiaceae
Exons: 1
Coding region: 329-553 (74 amino acids)
Source: RefSeq, a predicted model, not a curated record
GUUAGCACUUGCCCUAUGGCCGUAAAAAUGGGAGGGGCUCGUAGGGAAGUUGCGCUUCUCAGCCCUCGACUUCCAGCUUUCCGCCUGAUAUGUGAUCGUUACUUUUUGUACUCCUUUUACUCCGUCACUCUGUCAACCCUAUCAAUCAAUACAUAUAGCACACCAAAGCAGCAAGUUUUCUUUUCUGAGCCUUGCCCGCCCAAUAAGCAACGCAUCGCUGCGCUUGCUAGACUGGCGACCCGGCUAUACUUCCCGGGAUAUCCAACAGUUUGCUUCUUCGGCGGCCUGGCGCUCGUUCUUACUACGUCAUACGCAUCGGUCACGGACAAUGGCCAAGGCCAGACUCAAUCUCAGGACGCGUUUUGACGCGCCCCUACUGCGUUUCGCUGAAUCCGGCCCACCUAAGAAGUGGGCAAAGCAAUGCAAUGGCGUACCUCGCUGCGCCUUUGUGCCCCUCCGUGUGCCACUCACCCUGCUUAUCAGCACAUUACUGUACUGGCAUAUGGGGGGUUUCAAGGCAUUCCUCGAUUGCCCACCGUAUCUCUCGCAUUAGUCUACAUGUAUGUCUUCUU